Molecule: messenger RNA, 2692 nt
Organism: Aedes albopictus (Asian tiger mosquito)
Lineage: Eukaryota; Metazoa; Arthropoda; Insecta; Diptera; Culicidae
Exons: 2
Coding region: 916-2130 (404 amino acids)
Molecular function (GO): zinc ion binding; nucleic acid binding
Source: RefSeq, a predicted model, not a curated record
UGAGGUGUAUAUUGGACUUAUUACAGACAGUAUCCUACCCGUCAUUGAUGACAGCCCAAUGAUGAAUCAUCUGACAGCUCCCCGAUGUUGGUAGCACUGCAUGAGCCAUGGCUCGGAUAAACCACAGCAGACAUCGGUUGCGCGCCAUCGGCUCGGGGCCCUCAUUCACAUAGUCGAGUCUCGAGCGAACAGGACGCAUUCGGUGUUGUAGCGGCACGUCUCGUGUGAGUGAUUUAUUCAGUGGAAUUUUGUAGAUUGUUGCUGAGUUUUCCUUGCAGCUGGCCGAGUAUUUACAUUGGCGAUCCUGCCAGGAGGUUAAUUAUGUAAGUAUGAAAGUAAUGAAACGAAUGGGAACGAAAUCACUCGCACGAGAAUCUCAAGUGGACUUUGUAAAGUUUUCGACGGCGCGUAAUGGAAACCACCAUCGGAAAACAAAAUGGCGGCUAACGAAUAGCAAAUCAGUAAAGAAAACUGCAGUCGCAAAAGCGUUGUGUGAUCGUCAAAAUAUUCAGAAGACGAGUAACGAAAACCGUCUGAGAAAAUUACUAGCUCUGUGGUACAAAAGACGUGUAAUGAAAACCGUCGAAGAGCGAAGCCUGAAAGCAAUCGGAAAUAGGUGUGUAAUGAAAACCAUCUGAACAUUGGAAUAUAUUGCCAUAUUUGGAAUUUAACGGGUGUGUAAAGAAAACAUUACCCAGUAGAAUGAUAUUUUAGAAGUACUACCGACUUGAAGCGAAACGGUAAUGAAAACCGUGCUCAACCGUGAUUUUUUUUUCUUGGAACUUCUGGCAAGCAGACUCAAAAAUGCAGCAUGAACAAUAGUGACAAGUUCUAAUCUGAUUGGCCUGUUUUCUUUUACUUUGCCAUUUACAGAUAAUUGGUAACUGUGAGUGGUGUAAAAUUCGAAUAGUGGAAAUGUCGGACGAAGGCAAGUACGUUCGUGUGUACCACUUUAGCGAGGAUGAAGAGGAUGAAGACCAGGAAGCCGGAAGGUAUGUUCGUGCUCCGGUGCUUUCCAACGAAGAAUGUGGAUACGACAUUGACGAAGGAAACUACCGAUAUGAGGCAACAGCGGAAAUCAACAAGGAGAACGAAUUGCUCAAAGAACAAUUAGCGAAGAUGAAGAGGACAGUAGAGGAGAUAACGUCGAGAAACAAUCGAUCUCGGGACCGGGAUGUCGUACGCAACGAUGCUGAGGAAAGCUGGACUUGUUCUCGUAGCUAUCCGUCAUCCCAACCGCUCGAGAACACUCCCAAUAUCCGCUGGGACCAGAUGAAGCCGUUCCCCAAGAACAUUCCUGCUAACAAGAUGUGGGAAGAGUGGACGAAGUAUAUUGAAAACUUCGAAAUCGCUGCUCUGUUGUCUAAUGCUGUCGAUCCUGUGCGCCGCUCACAGCUGCUUUUUCUAUCGAUGGGCGAAGAAAUGCAGGGAAUCGUUCGCGCUGCUAAGUUAAGGCCAAACCUGCACGACAGCGAUUGUUAUGCACUCUUCGUGAAGAACAUUGAACAUCAUCUUCGUUCCAUGACGGAUACCGCAGCAGAACACGAGGCCUUUUCGUGUAUGCAGCAGGAGCGAGGAGAAACCGUGGUUAAUUAUCACGCCAGGGUUAUGGAGAAGGUGCGUCUAUGCCGCUACAGCCCAAGCGACCAGGAACGCUUUGUGCGGGCGCAGUUGCUUAAAGGGAUGUCAAACCGAGAGCUGGCGAAAACUGCAAGGACAUUCGGGCAUGAAACUAACUUCAUUGUCCAAUCGGCGACACGCGACGAGUCGUACAGAGCUGAACCAGCGCAGGCGGGUACUACGUAUGAUUCGGUGUUGAACCAGGUAUUCAAUCGUGCCCCGUUCAGAGCUUCGAUGAAACGGUAUGGCAGCUACGGGAAAUUUAGUGAACCUCGUAACAAACAGGGCCGUUUCGAAAAUCGCACUGUUAACAGCCGACAGGAGUAUUGCCCAAGGUGCAAUAAAUGGAUGCACAAGAACCGUCCAUGUCCGGCAUUGAAGCUCAAAUGUCACGAAUGUGGUACAUUCGGCCAUUUUGCUGUGGUAUGCCGGAAGAAACGAGUAUACGCCGUCGAUGAUGUGGGCCCUCAAGAACCAAAAAUGGAACCUAAGGAGGAACAGGUAAAAUGAGUUAAUAAUGGCUUCAUUGAAUUUCGUUAAAUAUAUGUAACAGCUAACUACAGAACUCAAACGUUUUCUUUUUGUUCUAUUUUUGAUGACAGCUCAACGCAUUAUCUCUUGAAGAUGUCCUAAUCGAUUGUCGAGUGGGGUCUUCCAACCCUGUUCAAUUUCUUAUCGAUUCUGGAGCAGAUGUUAACGUGGUUGGUGGAAAAGACUGGGAUAAUCUUUACAACGAGUACAUCUCAGGGGUAGUUCAGCUGGUUCCCAUCGAGAUUUCGUCGACCAGGAAUCUGAAAGCGUAUGCCAGCAGCGUUUCAAUGAAGGUAGAUUUUGCCUUCAGAGCAGAGAUAGUUCCAUUGGGAUCGAAUAACAAAGUCGAGGCAGAAUUCCUUGUAGUCAUGGAUGGCAAAAGGUCUCUUCUAGGCAGGUCGACAGCCAGCGAUUUGAAAUUGCUCUUAGUCGGUGCGCAAGUAAACGCCUGCGAAGUUACGUUAAACAAAACGUUCCCAAAGAUGCCGGGCGUUAUCGUUAAGUUUAGCGUGGACAAAAGUAUACCACCGACCCGUAAUGC